This is a messenger RNA of Harpegnathos saltator (Jerdon's jumping ant), 8422 nucleotides long. Its product is annotated as tetratricopeptide repeat protein 28. The transcript is spliced from 15 exons. Gene Ontology annotation, molecular function: protein binding. NCBI's taxonomy places the organism in Eukaryota, Metazoa, Arthropoda, Insecta, Hymenoptera, Formicidae. Bases 1236 to 7445 code for a protein of 2069 amino acids. The record is from RefSeq and is a predicted model, not a curated record.
AGCCAACGGUAACAUGAUAUUUUUUCUAGCAGUUGACGGAGUCUCGCAGAGUGUUUUGAGAAGAAUAUUUUGAGUUAUUUCGAGCUGUCCUAUUUUCGGAUCACGCCUGACUUUUUCAGCUUAAACGCGCGUGCAGCAUAAAUAAGUUCCUAUUCUAUUUUAUCUGUACCAAAAAAUAUCGCAACUAAAUAUGUAGGUAAAAACAGGAACUCCAAUGUUAUUCGAUAUGUUAAAAACUAAAAAAAGUAAUAGGAACAAAUAAUUCAUUCGAUACAUUAUUCAAAAAUUUGUUAUUUCAGGUUGUGAAAAAACAAAUAAUUCUCUGACAAAAUCGGCAAAAAACAUCUCAAAUGGAUGAAAAAACCGAUGCAACCGUCUCUUCUUCUAUCAUAAAGGAGAAAUUUCUUCCACAAUUUACAUUUUCCCAUCUGUUAUUCCGUCAAUAUCGUGUUACAGUAUUUUCCUCGUCUAAUUUAGAAUACGUUUCAAGUUCUCGUUAAGGACUGCGUAAUUCGAAGAACAUCCAGUGAAAUACCCUAUACAACGUGAUUAAUGGAUACAUUCAGAUGAAGUUUACGAGUAACGAAGAAAGCCCCUAAUAUUCGGAACGCGAGAUACACACGCGUAACAGCGGCUGCUGUUGCACGCAUAUUGAGGCCCAACGGGCCCCGAUAUCUUGGCGCGUGUGGUCUACGUUUUCUGCGCGCUUGUGUGUGUGUAUACGCCUGCAUUUGUGUGCGUGUUAUUCGCCCGUAUGCUGAUGAUAGUGUUACAGAACGAGCAGAGCCCACUGGAGCCCGAGGAAGCGAGGAGGCGCAUAGAAGAAGCAAACAGCGGUGGGCCAGGCAGUGCCGGCCCCGCUCUGGGCCCGACGGGGGGACCUGGGGUCACAUUCCAAGAUGGCUGUGCCUGAGGAAUGCAGUGGGUGCCCCCCUGAGACGCCUGCCUCCCUCCUUUUUUAUUAAUCGCUCCCAUUUGCCCGUUCUAGCGAAAAGAAACCCCCUCGUUACCGCUCGCGAACGCGCCGAGUGCUUAUCGAGAGGUGCGAACGAGCCGACGUCACGUAGCAAUCAAGAGAAACAGACGAGAUAAGUCCCACCGGGAAAGAGAGAGCGAUAGAGAGAGAGAAGAGAAGUGUAGCACGUUCAAAAUCCGGGGCCCGAUCGGUUUUCACGCCAGCUCACCCGCCGCAGAUAAUGCCCAUGCCAGAGGAUGCUACUAGCUCGUCUUAAGCAAUGUCUCAUAGGGAUAUCUCUGAGGUGGAGCCCGAAGGUACGUCGGCCUUGGCCGCUGGAUCCCGGGCACUAUUCCUAGAAACAGUCCGCAGAAGUAAUGCGGCAUGCCAGAAUGGGGAUUACGCGCUUGCCGCAACUUUGUAUACAGAAGCCCUUGCUUUGGACCCCCUCAGCCAUGUAUUGUACUCUAAUAGAUCGGCCGCACGGCUGAAGAUGGGAUUAUUCGCGCUCGCAUUGCAGGAUGCUGUCAGAGCCACUGAGCUAAGUCCACAAUGGCCAAAAGCGUACUAUCGUCAAGGAGUGGCAUUGCAAUGUCUAGGGCGUCACGGAGAAGCUCUCGUAGCUUUCAGCACAGGAUUAGCUCAUGAUGCAUCCAAUCGCCAAUUAUUAUCCGGUUUAGUUGAAGCAUCUUUAAAGUCUCCGUUACGACCGACCUUGGAGCCGACAUUUCAACAAUUACGUGCAAUGAAGCUGGAUGAAUCUCCGUUUGUCGUUAUAUCUGUAGUAGGUCAGGAGCUACUUGGGGCUGGACAAUACAGAGCGGCUGCUGGCGUGUUGGAAGCUGCGCUUACUAUCGGAUCAUGCAGCUUAAAACUAAGGGGCUCCGUGUUUUCUGCUCUGUCCAGUGCGUACUGGGCAUUGAACUCUUUAGACAAAGCGAUAAACUAUAUGCAACAAGAUUUAGGAGUUGCCCGUUCCUUGGGGGAUACACAAGGCGAGUGCAGAGCCCACGGAAAUUUGGGUUCCGCUUAUUUUAGUAAAGGCAGUUUCAAAGAAGCUUUAACAGCUCACAGAUAUCAACUUGUUCUGGCAAUGAAGUGCAAAGAUACUCAGGCGGCUGCUUCGGCCUUGACCAGUUUGGGGCAUGUUUACACGGCAAUCGGUGAUUUGCCGAAUGCCCUAGCUUCCCAUAAACAGUGCGUGCAAUUAGUUAAGCAGAUGGGCGAUCGGCUUCAGGAAGCUCGCGAGAUUGGUAAUGUCGGAGCGGUCUACUUAGCAAUGGGAGAGUUUGAGAGCGCCGUUGAUUGUCACACGCAACAUCUGAGGAUAGCCAGACGACUCGGGGAUCGUGUAGAGGAGGCGAGAGCCUUCAGCAAUCUGGGAUCAUCUCAUCACUAUCGCAGAAAUUUCGGGCAGGCGAUGGCUUAUCACGAGAACGUUCUGAGAAUAGCGCAAGAACUCGGAGAUAGGGCGAUAGAAACUAGAGCAUAUGCAGGACUGGGUCAUGCCGCUAGAUGUGCAGGCGAUCUAGCACAAGCCAAGCUUUGGCAUCAGAGACAGCUUGACGUAGCGUUGGCCACAAAGGACAAGGUAGCCGAGGGACGAGCUUGCAGCAAUCUUGGUAUAGUGUAUCAAUUGCUAGGCGAACACGACGCUGCUUUGAAAUUACAUCAAGCUCAUUUGGGAAUUGCAAGAUCAUUAGGAGAUAAAGCUGGCAUGGGUAGAGCGUAUGGAAAUAUUGGGAAUGCUUAUAACGCUCUAGGUUAUUACGAACAAGCCAUCAAGUACCACAAACAGGAGUUGACGAUAAGCAAAGAGGUUAACGACCGCAGCUCUGAAGCUAGUACACAUGGAAACUUGGCAGUUGCGUAUCAAGCUGUGCAAGGCCAUGAAGCAGCAUUGAGACAUUACAGAGCUCACUUGGCUAUAGCGCGUGAAUUGAAGGAUACAGCUGGCGAAGCGUGCGCUUUAUUGAAUCUCGCUAACUGUCUGUCUUCGCGCGGUAGAUUCGAAGAGGCAGUGCCAUACUACGAACAUUAUCUCAUGUUGUCGCAAGAACUGCACGAUGUAGAAGGCGAGGCUAAAGCGUGCCAUUUCCUGGGAUACGCUCAUUAUUGCUUGGGAAAUCACCGGGAAGCUGUCAGAUAUUAUGAUCAGGACUUAGCAUUAGCGAAGGACCUGCAGGACAAGUCAGGGAUGGGCAGAGCUUAUUGCAAUCUGGGAUUAGCACAUUUGGCAUUGGAAAAUUUAGACACGGCUUUGGAGUGCCAGAAAUAUUAUUUGGCUAUUGCGCAUAUGACCAAACAUUUGGCCGGCAAGUUUCGCGCUCUUGGGAACAUCGGUGAUUGUUUGUUACGCAUGGGAGAGGUCGACGAAGCUAUCAAGAUGCAUCAACGUCAGUUGAAUUUAGCCCGUCAAGCUGCCGAUCGAGGACUGGAAGCGGCAGCCUAUGGCGCACUAGGGAUCGCUCAUCGAGCUACGAAGAACUUGGACAAGGCAUUGGGUUUUCACACGCAGGAAUUAACUCUGAGGCAAGAAGCCGGUGAUCUGCGCGGCGAAUGCAGAGCGCAUGGAAAUUUGGGUGCGGUGCAUAUGGCAUUAGGACAAUAUACUCAUGCAGUUAAGUGUUAUCAGGAACAGUUGGAGAGAGCCAAGGAACUAGCAGAUUCUGGAGUAGAAGCUCAAGCAUUAGGAAAUUUGGGCAUAGCUAGACUGAACAUGGCACAUUACGAAGAUGCUAUCGGUUAUUUCGAGCAACAGUUAGCGACUUUAGAGCCACUGACCACUGGCACAGCUUUACUCGAUAAAGCCCGAGCACUCGGCAACUUGGGAGACUGUUACGAAGCUUUAGGUGAUCUGGAAGAAGCUAUCAAAUGUCACGAGCAACAAUUGACGGCCGCGAUAAAGUUAAAGAGUAUCAGAGAUCAGGAGAGAGCGUACCGAGGAUUAGGAAGAGCCCGAGAAGCAACUGGCAAUUUGCAGGAAGCGUUGGUGUGUUUCGAGAAGAGAUUAGUGGCCGCUCAUGAAGUGGACAGUCCUGAAGCGAGAGGUGCCGCGUACGGUGAUCUAGGCAGGGUACACGCUGCAUUGGGUAAUCAUGAACAGGCUGUCAGUUGUUUGUCCCAUCAACUGGCCCUGGCUAGAGGGCUUGGUGACAAAGCGGCCGAGGCUGAAGCAGCCAGCGGAUUAGGAGCGGUGCAUCUUUUAAUGGACGAUCCAAAUUCUGCAUUACGUCACCAUCAAUUGGAACUAUCAAUCGCUGAGGGUUUGGAUGCAGCUGGUCUGCAAGCUCGCGCUUGUGCUAAUCUGGGAGUGACUCAGGAAACAUUGGGACAGUACGAGGAAGCCAUAAGGUUGCAGGAACAGUCAUUGAGCCUGGCGGCUGCGGCGGGAGAUCAACCGGCCCGAGCAGCGGCUUUCUCGAGUUUGGGAAGACUUCAUCAUUUGUGCGGAGAUUUAUCCCGCGCUCUGAGUUACUUACAAUCCGGCUUGUCUCUAUCCGAGGGCCUAGGCAGAAGAGAAGAAGCGGCCAGGUUAAGACAUAGACUCGGUCUGGUGCACUGGGAAGCCGGGGAAGCGAGCAUUUCUGUGGAACACUUAGAAAAAGCUGCGAAUUUGUUAGAAUCUUUGGACGGUACUUCUGUAUCAUUAACUUGCGGUCAACCUAGCCGAGUGGAAUUGUUGUCGGAAACAUAUAGGAUGCUGCAGAAGGUGCUAAUCAGCUUGAAUCGAGCGGAAGAAGCUCUAAAUUGGGCAGAAAGAUCGAGACGAUCUCAGAGCAAUUCCUUGGACGAUGCGGCUCACUAUUCCGAGAUAAUCGAUCGACAACGUGGAGUUAUUUUGUAUUACAGUGAGGUAGGCUGCGAAUUACACGCAUGGUGUUUGGCACCAGGACGUGGAUUGUUGCGAUUCCAUUCUACUACUUUAGACGACGGUGUAGGGCUGGAGAAGAGAGUCAUUCAAGCGCGCGAGGCGCUACUCGACGAAAGUAAUGACCUCAUAGAGGAAUCCACUAAGAUACCAUCGAGAGGUCACCAUUUGAACGCUAGUUCGUACAGUUUAAGCAGUCUCUUCAGCGUCGGCUCUGUGAGUUCUCGCGCUGGGAGUGCUCGUUGGGGACGAGGAGUGAAAGGACCUACAUGGCAGGCACCGUUGCCGAUACAGGUGCUUUAUGAUCUCCUUCUCGCCCCUUUCGAAGAUCUGCUGCCACCGCCGCGAAAAGAGUUGAUUAUGGUGGUGGAGAAGUCUCUCUACUUAGCACCAUUCCCAGCUCUGCAGUCUAAUCCGGGUGAAGACUAUCUGUGCGAGAGGUUCUCGUUAUUAGUGGUGCCGUCUCUCGCGGCUCUUAGAAAAAGAUCGAAAACACCUGUGCUGGAAGGCGGUGCUACUGUGGCUGCAUUAGUCGUUGGAAAUCCUGUUUUACCGGAAGACGUCAGGGAGGAAUACGGAUGGCCCGAGAGUGUCGCUUCUACCGAGACCGAGUCAGAAAUAGUCGCCGAAUUGUUAGAAGCCCGUGCGAUGACUGGACUUGAGGCUACGCGAUCGGCAGUUCUGAGGUCUCUACCGGACGUAGAGUGCGUUCACCUGACAGUGCCGGUCUUCUGGAACACUGGUAAUUUAGCAUUCACUGCUGACCAGUGCGAGGAGUCGUCCGAAAGACCAGAAUACCUGAUAAGCCAGGCAGAUAUACUGAGACUGAGAAUGUCUGCGCGUUUAGUGGUCGUGUCCAGCGGUCACAGUUGGAACAACGUGGAAAGCACGAGCGCAACGUCGGACGGUAUACAGAAUCUCGCAAAGACUUUAUUAAACGCGGGAGCACAAUGCGUGCUGAUAGGAAUGUGGGCGGUACCGCCGACCGCCGGUAGUAUUUUGCUGCGAGCGUUUUACAGCGCGAUGCUGCAAGGCGCAAGAGCGUCGCGAGCCUUGGCUGAGGCGAUGCAGACUGUUCAGCAUACGAGACAUUUCGCUCAUCCCGCGAAUUGGGCCGGAUGGCUGCUCAUUGGCGGAGAUGCAAGAUUGUCUAACAAGGUCGCGCUCAUGGGUCAAGCAUUGGCAGAAUUACUGCGCGGCGGUCCCGAACAGAGCAGAGACGCGCUACGUGUGACACUUCAUUUGGUGGAAAAGUCGCUACAGAGAAUUCAUCGUGGACAGAAGAACGCAAUGUACACUACACAGCGCAGCAUCGAGAAUAAAGUGGGUGCAGCUACCGGUUGGCGAGAACUUCUCAUGUCUGUAGGAUUUAGAUUCGAACCAGCCGGCAAUGGUAUACCAUCGUCCGUGUUCUUCCCCCAGAGCGAUCCCGAAGAGAGAUUAACAAGAUGCAGUGCCAGCUUACAAGCUUUAUUAGGAUUAGGUCAAUCGUCAUUGCAUGCUCUGGCUAGGCUUUUACAGGCUCCAGAAGCUGCAGAGGAUGUGAUUGCUGCCAUGAGAAGAGCCAGUUGCGCAACGGAAGGUCAAGAGGUUAUUUUGCCUGUACACGUUUGGAGAGCAUCAGGAUCACACGAAUUAUUUGCCAGCUUAGGCUUUGAUUUAAUGGAAGUCGGACAGUCAGAGGUGACAUUAAGAACAGGGAAACAAGCCUCGCGUAGAGCUGUACAGUUUGCUUUACAAGCUCUCCUUGCAUUAUUUGACACGCAAGAAGCGCCAAAGAGUCUUAGCUUAGACUCAAGCAGUUCAAUGGAGAGUUUGGCUUCCGUGGCUCAUACCGAGAAAAACCUUAUGGAACGGCCACGACUAGGAGGAGCGUUUGCUAGUUAUGUACGACAUCGUGGUGAACCAGAUGGAAAAACGAUGGAACCAUCGAAUGUCCUAAUGCCAACGCCGCGCCAACCAUGUCAAAAUGGAGGAGGUGAAUCAGAUGUAGCAUUCACACCUAGUCCUCCCGUGGCGCUCAAUCUGAAUCAUCAGACGCGCAUUCGGAACCUUUAUCCCGAUCAAAAUGUCAGGCCCGGUUCGAGUUCGAGCAGUUCGGUAACGGAUUGGGACAACGGUCAUGCCACCGUGUUGAGACGUCAACCGCUACCGCCUCUGCCGGCCACCGUGUUGGAAAGACUCAGCGUGAGAACGGAGAUCGGUAAUAAUUCGUCGAGGAAACCCCGGCAUACCACGACGAGCGAGGAUAUCUGCGCGCAAACAGACGCUACGCAAUCCACGGAGACACAUCCUCAAAAUUUGAGGAAUCUGGCCACUUCCUUGACGAGCUUGACUCGUGAACUCACGCCCACGAUAUCCGAAGUAUAUCACGAGCGGAACUUAGGACUGGGUCUAGCGCCGUCCUUGUCGAAAUUGCUGGAGGAGGUUGGCUCUGUGCCGGAGAAUGAGGAAUCGCAAUCGGCGAAAACGGCUCACAAUCAGACGCAAAAUUGGAUGCAAAACGAGCCGGAGCUUUGCCGGCGGGACGAGGCCGACGGCAGGUCAAUCGCCGAAUCGCAAUGCAGCGCCGCCAGCUCGAACAAAAUACCUCGGAAAGCUCCCGCGCCACCGGUAUAGAUUAUUUAUACGAUAUUUAUAAGUGUUAUACGUUUUAGAAUGUAAUCGCGGAUUAUAUCGUACUGGGUACCAAAGAACGGGAGAUACAUCGGAAAAAAUCUGAUUGUUGCUGCUUUUUGCGAGCAUACACCUAGACGGGAAAUCGACGAUUGAUGAAGGAGCGGUUGACUUGAACGCGAGCGUGCGAUUAAUUGCAUUUGCCAAUAGUUUCUCAGUAUUUGAACUGAAAUAUUCGUAAUAGGAGGAUACGCAAGGCGUCAUGUGGGUUCCUUAACAUUUAUUAGAUACAUUUUCUGGAGACAAGUUUCCUCGCACACACAGAUGUGUUUCUUUCUGAUGAGAGCACACGUAGGAUAACGAGUUUUAUUAUGCAUGAGGACGAUAAUUUUGCUGAUAAGUUUCGCUAAUAUGUCCAACUUUAAUAUUAAUCCGUCCAAACACUUAAUUAUUAAUUAGCAAAAAGUGACCAAGGCUCGCAUGUUGUCUGAUUAAUUCUUUCACAUAUUUGUGGUUCAUACACAAUACACUCCGACAUUUACUUGUCUAGAAUGGAUAAUCUUAAUUCUAUCAAUCGAGCCUUAACCACUUCAACUAAAAAUGUUUCAUGCAUCGUGUGUUUACGACACUUCGCAAAUACUGAAGUGCGAAAGUCAACUUGGGUUAACACUUGAUGCUACUCUGUUAUGAAAUACAAGAAUGUACUAUAUUAAUUUUAAGAGCAAUUUACAAGAUACAGUGUUGUGUCAAGGCUUGUUGAGAAGGAAAUUUGCUUUGCUCAUGUAUACUUUUAUUCCAGAGAUUGUUAAUCUCAUCUCUAAAUAUGCAUCUAUGCUAUAUUUUAUUAUGUAGCAUAUCAAUCUUAUAUGGUUUAAGUGACUGAUGAGUAUACCAUUGCAAGAGAAAACUACUUAUAUACAAUGAAAUAAUUAUUUGAAAAGACCAAUAAUAUGAAGAUUUUUUAUUCAGCAAGCUAAUCA